This is a messenger RNA of Geodia barretti, 690 nucleotides long. The record is from the annotation of a GenBank genome assembly. NCBI's taxonomy places the organism in Eukaryota, Metazoa, Porifera, Demospongiae, Tetractinellida, Geodiidae.
AUGAAGGCGGCGAACUCCAACAGAGACCAAUUCGCGAUCCUGCGCCGGACCAUGGUCGAGCAGGUGGCGCUCCACGCCGACCAUGUGAGCGGCAAGACCGGCCGCACCGCGAUCGCGAGCCCGGUCAUGGAGGCGAUUGAGCGGGUCCCGCGCCAUGCCUUCGUGCCGGUCGAGAUGACGCUCUACGCCUACCUCGAUUCGCCGCUCCCCAUCGGCUGCGGCAAGACCAUCUCGCAGCCCUUUAUCGUCGCGCUGAUGACCGACCUGCUGGAACUGGGCGCGGAAGACCGGGUGCUCGAAAUCGGGACGGGGCUCGGCUAUCAGGCGGCGCUUCUGGCGGAGCUUGCGGCCGAGGUGUUCACCGUCGAGCUGAUCGAGGAGUUAGCCCAGAGCGGGCGCCGCCGGCUCGGCGAGCAGGGCUACGGCAACGUGCAGUUCCGCGUGGGCGAUGGCAGCCUCGGCUGGCCCGACCAUGCGCCCUUCGACCGCAUCAUCGCAACCGCAGCCCCCGACCUCAUCCCGCCGGCGCUCUUGCAGCAACUCAAGACCGGCGGGCGCAUGGUGAUCCCGGCCGGGCUCGAGGACGACCAGCGCCUGCUACUGGUUACCAAGGAUGAGGGCGGGCGGUUCGAGACCGAGGAAAUUCUCCCGGUGCGCUUCUCCCAGCUGAUGAGCGCCGACGACGACUGA